GCUGUGGACAGGAAGAUACUUCUAGUAUAGAUAAGCUGUAACUCUACAGAUGGCUUAAUUUUAAUUUCAUUAUUGGUUAUUCAAUGUGAAACACUUGUGGCACAUUCAAUAUAGAAAUUGUAGCACUAAAUUUAGAAGAGUAACAUUGUUCAUGCAACUGAACUGUAAACUUUAUCAUCAGUUUUAGAAUCAUAUCAUGGGAUAGACUGAGUUUUGUGGAAGACUUUAAUAGUUUUGAAACUGGAAAUAAACAUUCUUUCAUUUAAUCCUUAUAUGAUGUUACAGUUGGAAGUUUUGACAACUGGGUGAAACUGGAGAUACAAUGAAAUGUUAAUUAUUCAUUAUCCAUCCUCUCUAAGAGAAACAACUUAUCUCCUCUGGCAAAAAAAAACAUCUUUAGCAAUGAGAUAAGAUAGAUUUCAGAUGACUAGAAAGUUUCAGCAACAAAGGAGAGAAGUGGGUAACACCAUGAAUGUAAGCAAGAAUAAGAAAAGCUAUGGAGGAGCGUUGUGCUCCAUGCUUGGUAAUGUCUUUAUUGUUCACACUUAUCUUCCUUCUCGCUGCUAAAGCAUAUGCAUAUGGAAUUGAUUUGAAGGGAAUCAUAGCUCAUUGGAACCUGACAGAGACCUUCCUAGAAAGGUGGUGCAAUAGGAACCUGAGAAGGGUGGUAGAAAGGAUGGCUUGGGAACUGUUGUCCUGUUGGCCUCACUGCAAAUCAAGGAAAAUCCAGAAGCAGGUCCUCUUGGAAGCUGUACUAAGGCACGUGGAAGACAGGAAGGUGAUGCAUGACAACUAGAGGUAUGUCCUGCCUGACCAAUGGAGCAGCCUUCUGGGAUGGCACAACUUCAUCAGUGGACAAAGGAAGAGCCACUGAUACCAUUUUUCUGGACUUCAGUAAGGGCUUUGACACAAAGCCCUUCUGACUCUAAUUUAAAGAUAUGAAUUUGCUUGUUCAGUGGAUGAAGGGGCUGUGAGAUUGUGUUCAGAGUAAUGGUUCAAUGUCUGGAUGGAGAGCAAUAAUGAGUGGCAUCUCUAAGGUCUGAAGAGAAACCAAUGCUCUCUAGAAGAGAGUAGGAUCUAGAAGGAUAAACGGUUUCAAACUAAAAGACGAGAGAAUUAAACUGGAUAUAAGGAAAAAGCUUUCUACAAUGAGGGCAAUAAGGGCAUGGGAACAGGUUGCCCUGAGAUUCCUGUAGGUGUUCAAGGCCACACUGGACCAGGUUCUGAGCAACCUGAUAGUCUCCCCGCUAAUUGCAGGAAAGUUGGACCAGAUGAAAUUCAAAGGUCCCUUCUAUCUCUAACAAAUCUAUGAUAAAAACGAAUUUGGUCCUCAAAUGUGAAGAGAGGUGGGAUGCAGGAGGGAAUCUGGUAACCCUCUGGUACAGUUCUGUAGUAAAAGCAGCAGCUAUGUAAACAUCAUACAGGGUGAAAAUACUGACAUAAUGACAUAUCUGGCUCUGAGAACUGCCUCUGAUGCUCUAUUGUCCUGGAAAAGUAAGGUGAUCUUGUUUUGAAGGAGUAGAAACAAAGGCUUAUGUGCUUGAAUUUCCUUUUCCUGCUUUCAUUUUAUAACUCCUUCAGGUGUCCAGGUGUGUGAAGAGGCAAAAGGAAAGGGAAGGAAGAUACCAAGUGAUUGAAGGCAUAAUGUCUCCUGUCAGUGAUGACUACAGAAAGAAAGGCUUGGUUUCAGCAAAGCAUCGGAUAGCAAUGGCCAAACUGGCACUGGAGACAUCUGACUGGAUUCGAGUUGAUCCAUGGGAGACUGAGCAGGAGUCAUGGACAGAGACAAUAAAAGUGUUAAGGCACCAUUACAAUGAGUCAGUCAGACUGCUCCAGUCCAGGAAGGAAUGCAUGAAAAACAAGCAAUUCACAGAAAGAUCUACAGAUAAUUCAGUUUCUUCACAGAGCUCAGUUCUACCAGAAGUAAAGCUGCUCUGUGGGGCUGAUUUUCUACAGACGUUUCAGACACCCAAUCUCUGGAAGAAAGAGCACAUCCAAGAAAUCGUAGAACAGUUUGGUUUGGUCUGUAUAAGCCUUGCUGGCUCUGAUCCUGUCCAGUACAUCAAUGAAUCAGAACUUCUAACUAAAUUUCAGCACAAUAUAUUUCUAGUGAAAGAAUGGAUUCAGAAUGAAAUCAGUUCAACACAGAUACGCUAUGCCUUGUGCAGAGGAUUAAGUGUAAAAUACCUCAUACCGGAUUCUGUCAUAGACUACAUUGCUUACCAUAAUAUUUACACUGAAGAAAGUGAACGGAAGAACGAAGGCGAAUUGCUUCAGCCUCAGAAAUUGUAUAAAGCAGCAGUAAGGUUGCUAAAUGACAAAUGUCCAUAGUUUGUGGACAGAUGUGGCCUUUUCUUCAGGAGAAGUUCAUGAAAGAUGUUUCUUCUUGAUAAGGGGAAAAUACAUCAGCCCAAAACUUCCUGAGUUUGUGGUGUUUUAAUUAAUUUUUAUGUCUAUAUUGUGCAUCAUAAAUUCAGCGCAAUUGAAUACCAUAAAAAUAGAAGUGAGGUUUUAGCAAUAAAUAAUAAUUUCAAGUAAUAUUUAAAGGUUUAACAUAGUACUUUCUGGAUUUGAAAUUCCUUAAUCCUAUGGAGAGUUAAAGGAUGAAGAUGUAUAUUUGUUGUGAAGCAGCAAAUUGAAAUGCAUAGUAACUUCUCUACUGUUCUUCAAAAUAAAAAUACGUUUAAAUGUUGA
Molecule: messenger RNA, 2694 nt
Organism: Coturnix japonica (Japanese quail)
Lineage: Eukaryota; Metazoa; Chordata; Aves; Galliformes; Phasianidae
Source: RefSeq, a predicted model, not a curated record